Messenger RNA from Histoplasma capsulatum G186AR, 858 nucleotides. RefSeq lists its product as uncharacterized. The transcript has 2 exons. Gene Ontology annotation, molecular function: actin filament binding. The record is from RefSeq and is a predicted model, not a curated record. NCBI's taxonomy places the organism in Eukaryota, Fungi, Ascomycota, Eurotiomycetes, Onygenales, Ajellomycetaceae. The coding region runs from base 1 to 858 and encodes 285 amino acids. Gene Ontology annotation, cellular component: striated muscle dense body; catalytic step 2 spliceosome; nucleolus.
AUGGUCAAACCACUAACCUUCAAAGGCGAUAAAAAGCCCAAGAAGCGUAAGCGCCACCAGACCGAUACCGAUCCCAAUGACGAAUCUUCGGCCCGACGCCCUGACCCUUCACACAAGUCCAAAGUGGUUCCUGAAGAAGCCCUUGCCGCAGACGAGGAUCAAAACUGGCUCUCUGCGGACGUUCCAACAGACAUUUUAGGUCCAGUUGUUAUAGUAUUACCGUCUAGUCCACCCACAUGUAUCGCAUGCGAUGGUAAUGGGAAAGUGUUUGCUCAAGAAAUAGAAAACCUAAUAGAAGGAGACCCGGCCACAGCGGAGCCGCAUGACGUGCGACAAGUGUGGGUUGCUACGAGAGUGGCUGGCGCUGAAGGCAUCAAUUUCAAGGGACAUCAUGGUCGGUAUUUAAGUUGCGACAAAUAUGGAAUAUUAAGCGCAAAUGCUCCCGCUGUAUCCGCUUGCGAAUCUUUCGUCCCAAUUCCCUCAUCCGAUUUACCUAGCACAUUCUCUUUCCAGGUGGCUGGUGGCGAUAGGGAAGCCUUCCUAUCUAUAAAGGAGCCUGGAGGCUCUUCCGUGUCUGCUUCUGCGUUAGCAGUCGAAAUCCGUGGCGAUGCAUCAAGUAUCUCAUUCAACACUACAUGUCGCGUCCGUAUGCAGGCUCGUUUCAAGCCGAAGCUGAAGGCAUCUAAAGAGUCCAAAGCGUUUGAGAAAAUUAGCCGCAAGGAAUUGGAAGCUGCAGUCGGGAGAAGAUUAGAAGAUCACGAAGUGAAAAGACUGAAAAAAGCGAGAAAGGAAGGCUCCUAUCAUGAGGCGAUCCUGAACGCUAGAGUUAAGGGAAAGCACGAUAAAUUUGCCUCAUGA